AUGUUCACGCAAAUCAACUGGCAGAAGAAAGCAGAAGCAAGAAAUUUGAUAAGCUAUAAACAUUCAAACAACCCUUCAUCAAGUGGGAGUUCAUCAAGUGGAUUUUCGUUUGCUGGCAAAUCAAUUAAUAUGAAAGCUGUUUGUCCAUCAAAACUGAAAUUUAAAUUGAAGAUACAAGAUUUAACCGCCAAACUUAGGUCGAAUAAUAUCUUGUUUGCAAAGAGGGUUAAAGAAUUUCAAUUUCAAACCUAUGGGUAUUUCUAUAAACAGAAGGAGGGUGUAGUCAUUGAACCACAUUAUAAUUCGUGGGAUAAUAUCUCCUCAUCCACAUUUUCUUCCAAGGAUAGCUCCAAUUCCACACCUGCUUGGGUAGAACCCAUAAUUGAAUUUCCUAAAGAAGUAUUUGGUGAUUCAGCUAAAGAAGGUCCUUCAUGCAAUGCAUUCAAUUCACCCAAAGAAGAAAUUCAUCAGAAUUCCCCCAGACCCAUAAUCUCUUCGCCUAGAGAAGAAUCUUCUUAUCAUUCAGCUAAAGAGAAUCAUUCUGAGGAUUCGGCUAUAGAGAACCCCUCCUAUAACACACCCAGGGAAGUGCUUCGAGUAUUUUCUCCUGAUCAUGGUUUAAAUUGGAAUCCAAACACUGACGAAACUGAAAAUGUUUCAAAUAAUAUGGUUUCUUUUAGCUUGAAAGAAUUGUGGCAAUGCUUUUGUCUUCAUUAUAAUACAACUAGUCUUACCAUUGAAGAUGUCAAAAUUUGCGUUGAUCGUUUGUUUCCUGACAAGUAUUCUGAACAAGUCGACAAAUUAUAUUUACAUGACGAAGAUUUCAACCAUCUUUUAGAAUAUAUUGGAGUCAUUGUUCAAAGAAAUGAUUUUUGCUUCUCCUAUAACCCUAAAGGAAAACAGUUAUGA
Messenger RNA from Spathaspora passalidarum NRRL Y-27907, 909 nucleotides. RefSeq lists its product as uncharacterized. The transcript has a single exon. Bases 1 to 909 code for a protein of 302 amino acids. The record is from RefSeq and is a predicted model, not a curated record. Lineage: Eukaryota; Fungi; Ascomycota; Pichiomycetes; Serinales; Debaryomycetaceae.